AUGUCGUCUGAGAUUCCCAAGUUCCCAGCCCCGGCAUACGACAACGCCGAGAAGGGCACGUUAGACGUGCACUCCUCCUCGGUGGUCCUCAUAUACAACGAGAAGGAGCUCGCCGUUGAGAGCGUCUUCCCGGUGCCCGAAGCCAAGAAAGAGCAGGUUGCGCCACCGAAGACUCCCAGCAAGCCGCCGAAGACGUCCAAAUGGAUCAUCUGGCAACUCUGGUACAACACUUACCGCAAAUUAUUCACCAUCGCGUUUUCUGUCAAUAUAAUUAUGUUCGGCUUCGCUGUCUCCGGUCAUUGGCCUUACGCGGUCAGGUACGGUUCCGCUAUGGCCGUAGCUAAUUUCAACGUGUCCUUCUUGGUUCGCAAUGAGGUUUUCGGACGUUGCUUGUAUCUUUCCGUCAACACGCUCUUUGCCAAGUGGACGCCUUUGUGGUGGCGGUUGGGAUGCACUUCAGUGCUCCAGCAUCUUGGUGGCAUUCAUUCCGGCUGCGCAAUUUCUGGGAUCAUCUGGUUGACCUUCAGGAUUGUCGACACUUAUCGCAAUCAUUACAAUGAGCACGAUGCGAUUUUGGUGUUUGGUCUGGCUGCCAAUGUCGUUCUCAUCAUCGUUGCCAUUGCCGGACUCCCCAUCGUCCGCAACACUCACCAUAACGUCUUCGAGCGCAACCACCGUUUCUUCGGCUGGACUGGGCUAGGACUUACUUGGAUCUUCACAGUCAUGGGUGAUCUCUGGGACCCCGAGACCAAGAAGUGGGCUAUGAACGGCAGACACGUCGCGAAGCAGCAGGAUUUCUGGUAUGUCAUCGGGAUGACAGUCUGGAUUGUCCUUCCCUGGAUCUGCACGAGGCAUGUCAAGGUCGACAUCGAGCUUCCGUCCCCCAAGGUCGCGGUUCUGCGCUUUGAACGUGGCAUGCAGCAGGGACUUCUCGCUCGGAUCAGUCAUGGCGCUGUCAAGGAGUACCAUGCUUUUGGUGUCAUUUCAGAGGGUACACACGCCAAGUACCACUAUUUGAUCUGCGGUGUGCAAGGUGACUUCACUCACAGUCUCGUCAAUGACCCGCCAAAGGAGAUCUGGACCCGGGAACUGAAGCUCGCUGGUGUCUCUAAUACUUCGACUCUCUACCACCGCGGUAUUCGUAUCUGCACGGGUACCGGUAUUGGCGCCGCUCUCUCCACAUGCAUUCAGUCCCCCUACUGGUUCCUGAUCUGGAUAGGGUCUGAUCAGGAGAAAACGUUUGGUCCUACUAUCAGCGGUCUCAUUCACAGCAACAUUGGGCCGGAACGCCUUCUCUUGUGGGACAGCAGGGAGCGAGGCGGCCGCCCAGACACCAUGAAAAUUCUCAAGGAGGUGUAUCACUCCUGGAAUGCGGAAGUUGUUUUCAUUACCUCAAACUAUGUCGGUAACUCUGAGAUGAUGCAGGGUUGCAAGGCGGCUGGAAUUCCGUGCUUCGGCACUCUUUGGGACUUCUGA
This is a messenger RNA of Sparassis crispa, 1476 nucleotides long. RefSeq lists its product as hypothetical. The record is from RefSeq and is a predicted model, not a curated record. The transcript has 15 exons. Bases 1 to 1476 code for a protein of 491 amino acids. NCBI's taxonomy places the organism in Eukaryota, Fungi, Basidiomycota, Agaricomycetes, Polyporales, Sparassidaceae.